AUGGGCGAGCCAACCAAUACCACUUCACAUGCGCAUCACGAGAAACAAAACCUGGAGGUUCCAUCUGAUCUCACAGUUACAGAAGCGACUUUGACUGAGAAAGUUGGCGUAGCUUUCGACAAAAAAUAUCGAUGUAUCGCACGCAGGAAAAAGUCGAACAAGAGUAACGUGGAGAUGUUAGUCCUGGCUGAUGAACUUCAAUGGCUUAGGAGAACUGUUGUUCGGCCCGACCUCCCGGAGGCUUCCGAAGAUUAUAAAAGAGCUAAAGAAGCAGGAGAAUUUAGGGAAGUAGCGAUUCCGAGGUGGCACGAGGUCCAGGUACUCGAGAGCGUCAGUUUGAAUACUGAUGUGAACUCUGGGGAGGAUGACGGCAGUGAUGAUGGCACUCCCGGAGACGAAAAGGAUAAAACCGCACUACUAGACGGCGGAGAUGACACGCAGGCUGGAGUAGAUGAGCAAAAUAGCUUAGUAGCAGAUGCAGAAACUCAGACAGAGCCUGAUCAGGCUGCACUAGACGACGCUGAAUCUAGUAGCAGCGCAGAGUCUCAAAGCUCUGAACAGCAACGUGUCUCGAAAAGGGACGUAGCAGCUACGGAAGAAAAGAAUAGAAAGAUUCUUAGAAAGAAUGUUCAGGGAGAGGCAGCAGAGAGAACAUCAAAGUCUCAAAAGGACAACAAGAGAGGCUCCACCGCGCCGGCCAGUAUGUAA
Alternaria arborescens is the source of this 708-nucleotide messenger RNA. RefSeq lists its product as hypothetical. Lineage: Eukaryota; Fungi; Ascomycota; Dothideomycetes; Pleosporales; Pleosporaceae. The transcript has a single exon. The record is from RefSeq and is a predicted model, not a curated record. Bases 1 to 708 code for a protein of 235 amino acids.